CAGAAUGCAGAGAGAGCAAGAGCGGGAACGACGUCGCGUAAGGGACAGGGAGAGGAGGCAGUCUAUGACCAUUGAACAGAGAGAACGACAUCUGGCUCGUCGUCGUAGGAACUAUCAACUUAGACGACUGAGAGCUGAAAAUGCUAAAGCAGGGGAUUUCCCAUCACAGCAAAUAAGCAAUGAACAUGAUGCAGCAUUAUCAGAAGGGAACAGUUACGUCCGGGAAGUUACUCGGCUCGAAAACCCGACCACGGAACGUCUGCAGUACUCCCAAUGUUUGGAGGCUGCAGCUUCUAGAUCGUCUAAUUUCUCAAAACGGUUGCGUUUGAGUCAUAUAAGGCGGCUUGCGCGGUCGUUGAAUCAUUUAGGCGGCGAGGUUAUUGGUAAUCACCAAAUUGUAGCGGACGUGAUUCGAAAGGGUGAUAGUAAUGCUUCUUGUUUCCGAAUUGGCGAUUUUGAUUCCGGGAGGCUUCCAAAUGGACUGCGUUUCAAUCGAGUUAAACGUCUUGCACGAUCAAUAAAUUCUUCUAUGAAUGAGGCUUCUGUUAAUGGCCCAAAAGUUGAACAGAUUCCGUCUGCAGAAGAGAUUAGAGCAAUUGGUGAUGAUAAGCCUAAAUUUGGACAUAGUAUUGAUGUUAGAGGAGACGUAGAAGGACCUAACAUGGAUGGUAAUUCUCAGCUGCAUUUUCAAUGUGCGUAAAUAAAGCAAUGGAUAAACUCCCCCUUGCGUACUAAUGUCAGGACGUGAACUUUAAUCACACACAAUAAAUGGACUUUACGCAGCUCUUCUCUACAGAUUUUUAGUGAAGACUAAUUGUACGACAGAGAAAGCUAACAGGAUGAGGAAAGCUUGUUGGAUUCAGAAAACUUGCUGGCAAGGCUCGCCGAUCUCUUCAAACAAUUCCUCGUAGUCGGAAAAUCCACGAGCUAGAGUUAUGUUUUGCUGCGCUGCUGCUGGCAGAUUUUGAUCAGAGAAGGAAGAUAACAUAUUUCAUGAGGGUCUUGAAAUAGGACGAUACUUGUAGACUGCAUUGUCAAUGAAUUAAUUUAUACUGAUUUACUCAUAAGAAGUUCUUUCGGGGGUUUUUAUUCA
Messenger RNA from Pyrus x bretschneideri (Chinese white pear), 1093 nucleotides. RefSeq lists its product as uncharacterized. NCBI's taxonomy places the organism in Eukaryota, Viridiplantae, Streptophyta, Magnoliopsida, Rosales, Rosaceae. The transcript has 6 exons. The record is from RefSeq and is a predicted model, not a curated record. The coding region runs from base 5 to 700 and encodes 231 amino acids.